AGGGUCUUUCCUUUUUCGUCCGCAUGGAUGUCUCUUGUCCCCAUGCCACCACCCUCAUUUCCCCCCAUUUGCCUGUGUCCGUUCACCUCUGUUGUUGCUGACGUGUGGGCACCACCCCAGCUGCAGCAGCAUACUCAAGCCUAUCCCUGGUGCCCCCAGAGCUUGUGAGGGACUACACGGCAUCAUCAGCCUUGUUCGUGGCAAAAAGUCAAAUGGACGCGCCUGGGAUUGAUUGGCCACACUGUGAGCCCUUACGCCAUAUGGCCAUGGGUACCGAGCUACUCGUGCCCAUCCCGAAUUUCCAACACGGGCCCAGUGUCUGUCGAUCGGCACCAGUCGACAUGGACAGAUGCAGCAGCGGAUGAGCUUCUAUGGUCGUACCAAUCUGACGCUGUCUGGUUUCCAGCCCCGGCAGUCGUUGGCGACCAAAAAGAGGAGAACCCAAACAUGAGCGGGGUUAGGGCAUUUUGGCGCGGUGUCCCUGUGAAGUCAGAAUCCGUCCCAGGUGCCAUCCUUGCUCUCCACUACGCAUCAUACGUCUAGACGCCUCUCUGUUUCUUUAUUAAAGGAGCCUCGUCGCCCAUCAACGGCUUUCGAAGAGUCAGAUCCAACGCAUUACACAUCUUUAAGCUAUCCACUCCCACAUCAGCUCGAAUUUUCCCGUUCCAUCCAAACUCCUAGAAUAAUUCUAUGCCAUAUAUCGUCAACACACUCGCCAAUAUCUUACAGUUUCCAAUGUCUUCCCGCGAUCAGUACAACCCUGUUUCCAUGCCUAUAAAUAUAACUCGUCCGGUUGAUUUGCCAUCAUAUUCUCGCUCGAUGCAUCAACACACUCAACGACAAAUGGAAGCUGCAUCUCGAUCAUUACAUCGUCGCGGAAACAGAUGCAAUAAUUCACACAUAUCCAAAAUGUCUGCCACCGGGUCAACUUCAUCAUCUGGAUCUAGCGUGAACAAUGACUAUCACGAUUGAAAGCCCAUGGCUUAAUAUUCGACACCAACAACUAGUACGGAGCUAGUUCCACCAGUCUCAACCGUUAUCAAGCCCCACAGGAGCUGUCCAUAAUUUAUGGAAAAUAUACCGAAAACAUACACCAACCAUUCAUUUGGUUUGGACCACACAGAGUGGACAGGUUAUGAAUUGAAUUAUACACGAACAUUUAGCGACAGGCGUCAAGGGUUGGGGCAUUACUACGGCAGCAUUCGACAGGAAUAUGAAAUGUCAGGAAAACAUAGUAAUCGCGCGUCUUAUCCAGUGGUAUAUUAGAAUUUCACAUCUGCAAAGCAAUACUUGUGUGAGGGGAAUUAUUCAUGAAUAACAAAAUCUGCCAGUUACGCAAGCUUUCCGUCCAUGGUGCGAUGGAAAUGUGUCAAUGUAUUCUAGAACAUUCUCACAAUUCCCGUCAUUAGUAACACUAUUAUUACCAUGCAGCA
Pseudomassariella vexata is the source of this 1433-nucleotide messenger RNA. RefSeq lists its product as uncharacterized. Lineage: Eukaryota; Fungi; Ascomycota; Sordariomycetes; Amphisphaeriales; Pseudomassariaceae. The coding region runs from base 691 to 972 and encodes 93 amino acids. The transcript has a single exon. The record is from RefSeq and is a predicted model, not a curated record.